AUGUUCACCCUCUCUCUCCUGAGCAGAGGACAUGGGAAGUUGGUCCAGAACAAACAAAAGCUGGAGGUCUAUUUUGAACCAGAGGACUAUUUAAACUGGAAGUCCCCAGAAGACUACAUCCUUGUCAGCGAAGCCCAGAAUGGGAAAAGUGCCAGGCAGCACUCCUGGAGCCUCUUUCUUCCUAAGACCUUCAGCACAAGAAAGGGGGCACUGAUUCUCUAUUCAGAAGGGCUAGCUGUGUCAUCAUGGACACCCAGGGGAAGGAGAAAAGGUCCCAGGAAGAAGCCGGACCUUGAGUUGCACACACUUCGAGACCUCAAAGAAGCCAUCUUGGCAUAUGGAAGGAGAAAGAGGAAACAGGACAGAGCCUGGCAACCUUACCUCUACUUCCGAAGCAAGCCAGAGAGUCAGACCCAACGGCAGAUCCAGCCUGGGUAUUCAGCCAAGAGAUACCUCCGAGGCCUUCUGCGGACAUGGCCCCCUGACACCAUGUACAGACUCCAGUGUGCAGGACACAUCAAGGAUUCUGUGCUGCUCCGGAACAGUCACCUUGGGAUACCCAAGAAUCUCAGGCCACAACAGGAUCUUUCAGGUGUACCCCCAAAAUACCAUUUCCUGCCUGUCAUCCCUUCAUUUUGGAUUCAACAGAGAUCGCCCUAUCCACAAGGAGCUCUCAGAGCCCGCAUCCACAGUGACGCACCUCCUCCAACAAGGCUACACCUCAUAAUUGUGCCAUUUCCCAUGGCCGAGUGUGUUCAGACCACCAGAGACACACUGAAAGCAAGCCGCCUCCGUGUCCACGCUUCAGAGCAAAGUCACAAUGGAAAGAAUCAGCAAACCUCCAGGAAGUUCCUUGGGCGUGCCUCAUUCAGUCACCCUCAGCUUCCUAGUGACAAAUCCCUCUUCACAUUCUACUGUGGAGCCUUCCCAGGUAGAAAGGCAGGUCUCAACGACAAACAAGGUAACAUGAAACUCCACAAGGCCAGAGGCGGCUGCUUGUCACAGGAGCCUCCUGUUGAAAGACGCCUUUUCCCUCCUAUAGCGUCUGUCAUUGGCUCAGAACAAAAUACCUAUGGGGAAACAAAGAAAAAGAAGGCACCAAGGGCUCUGAAAUUGCCUCCUGUUUCAGAAGAACCACCCAGAGUCCUGAAACCCCUGAGGAGCCUAUUUAAAGGCAAUGAACCCCCAAAGGAGCUCUUCAUUAUCCCGAUGGAGAUUCAUUUUCAUGCCCCACAAUCCUCAAAAGAAAAGGCCAGCAGAAGAGGUGCUCAGCACCCCGAGUCAGAACCAGAAGAAGCCACACCUUUAUGGCAGCCUUCCAUGACACAACUGUACUUAGGAAGGCCAAGGGACAUAACGGUGCAUCUCCCAGUGGACAGCAGCCAGGACACACCCUCACCUCAAGAAGAUGGUGAUAUCCUGGCCCAGAGUGUGACUCAACCCCUGGGUCUCCUACCCCCAAUUAAAGGAAAGAAAAGUCCAGAGAUGCAGAGAGACAUGGACAGAACCAGGACAUCAGGCUUCAAUAGUCCCACAGGUCGCCUGAAUGAGAGGGCACCACCAGUAGGACCAGAAGACUCCAGAGAUCCUACACCGAAACACUUCUUGCUGAGUCCAGAUGGUGAAAACGUCUACCUGACCCUCCCAGGGCUCAUGGGAGCAGAGGCGCUUCCACUGGGACAAGCAAACACUGGAGUCAGAGCCAGUCUUCAUGGGAAUCUUUAUGAAACCUCCUCACGUUUGGCUCAAGCAGCAGAGAGUCAGGAACGUGGAGAUGAACUUGACUCUCAUGAAAAACCAGGAGGACCCCUCAGAGGAAAUGCCGAAGACAGCCAAGACCCAGAACCAAGGAACGCGACCCUUGCCCCCCUCAGUACUAACCUGGCUGAGUACAACCAGCCCUCUGAGGCCGAUACCUUAAAGAACAUGGACAGAAAUUACAAUGUGCACCACCCGCACGGAGGGCCUCUAGAACAUGAGCCUGCAUGCCCAAGAACAUUGGGUUCUGAGACAAUAUCUCUUCUUCCAAGAAAAAAGAAAAGGAGACCAAAACUGUUGAAACAGAAGACUCUAGUUGCCAUCAAUCACGGAAGGGAUUUGGUUGACAAAGCUAAGAGGAAGAAAAGAACCAAGAUACACCAGGCCAAAGCUUCCAAGAAAGAGAGGGAAGGAAGGAGCGUGGGGCAAGCAGACACUGCUGGAGGAAAGCCAAAGCAUUCAAAAACUAAAAAGAAAUCAGAGCUAACUCCAAAAGAAAAGAAUCUGGGAACCAAAAUGAAAAGGACGCAUAAAGAGAGGAAUGUGGAGAUGGCAGCAGGGCUGAGCAAGUCAGACAUCACCAAUUCCAAGGAAGUGGGCGGCACCUCACAUCGUGGGCUCCUCCGCUCGCACUCUGCAACUGGGCGACCCCGCUCACACUCUGCCACUGAGUGGCUUUCUCUGGAACUAGAUGGUCUGGAUAGUCAGGUUGCUGUAGAUGGAAGAUUAUCACCCACCCAGGCCACAGAUGUCACUAGUCACAUGGAAUCUGAAGAGGAGAAAAACCAUGGAGAGCCUUCCAAGACCCUCCAGGAUAAGAAGCAGCAAGAGAAGGCUUCUCGGGACAGAAUUCGAAUAGAAAAGGCAGAGAUGAGGUGGCUGGAGGUGGAGAGGAGGAGAAGGGAACAGGAGGAACUGACUCGGCUCCAUCAGGAGCAGCUGGAAAAAGCAGAGAAGAUGAAGGAGGAGCUGGAGCUGGAGCAGAGAAGACGCACUGAGGAGAUCCGCCUGAGAAAGCAGAGACUGGAGGAAGAACGGCAGCAGCAGGAGGAAGCAGAGAGAAAACGGAGGCUCCAGUUGCAGGCAGCCCGGGAGAGAGCCCGGCAGCAGCAAGAGGAGCUCCGCAGGAAACUGCAAGAAAUCCAGAGAAAAAAGCAGCAAGAGGAGGCGGAGAGGGCUGAGGCAGAGAAGCAAAGGCAGAAGGAACUGGAGAUGCAGUUAGCAGAUGAACAGAAACGCCUGAUGGAGAUGGCUGAGGAAGAACGGCUGGAGUACCAGAGGCAGAAACAAGCAGCAGAAGAGAAAGCUAGGCAGGAGGCUGAGGAAAGGAGGAAACAGGAAGAGGAAGCAGCAAAGCUAGCUCUGGAAGAAGCCACAAAACUAGCCCAGGAGCAAAUAAGGCAGAAAGCUGCUUUGGAGAAACACCUUCAUUUUCAUCAAGAACUCUCUAAAGAAGCCAGUGGUCUACAGUGGACACAGAACAUUUCCAGACCAUGGGUCUACUCCUAUUUCCAGUCCCUACAAAUCCCCAAGCCAUAA
Grammomys surdaster is the source of this 3297-nucleotide messenger RNA. Its product is annotated as KIAA2012 ortholog. The transcript is spliced from 21 exons. Lineage: Eukaryota; Metazoa; Chordata; Mammalia; Rodentia; Muridae. The coding region runs from base 1 to 3297 and encodes 1098 amino acids. The record is from RefSeq and is a predicted model, not a curated record.